Messenger RNA from Syngnathus typhle (broad-nosed pipefish), 2611 nucleotides. RefSeq names its product amyloid beta (A4) precursor protein-binding, family A, member 2a (gene apba2a). The transcript has 12 exons. Gene Ontology annotation, biological process: chemical synaptic transmission. NCBI's taxonomy places the organism in Eukaryota, Metazoa, Chordata, Actinopteri, Syngnathiformes, Syngnathidae. Gene Ontology annotation, molecular function: protein binding; amyloid-beta binding. Gene Ontology annotation, cellular component: dendritic spine; cytoplasm; plasma membrane. The coding region runs from base 290 to 2551 and encodes 753 amino acids. The record is from RefSeq and is a predicted model, not a curated record.
UGUGUGUGUGUGCGUGUGUGUGUGUGUGUGUGCGGCUUUUAUUCAAAAAUCACCACCCCGCAGAGCAAUCUGAUCUGAACAACACGCACUUGUUUCAAAAGGGGAGCCGAGGCGACCCCACCGAUGACGGGUUGAAAGCAUCUGAUUUAAUGAGCCAGCAAUGGCUCGUGGAAACAGACAAGACCAAAUUUCCCGGGGGAACUAAGUGCAACCAAGAAGACCAGAGGAAUUUGUUAAGGGAGGGAAGGAUGACAUCAACAACCAGCGAACUCCUUUCAAACGCUCCCAUAUGAGUCGUGAACCAAGAGGUGACGACAUGGAGGACACAUGCUCCGAAUACGACAACGUGGGCUCCGACGUGGAGCAGGAUUGUGACGAGGUAUUGCAUUUAAACAGAGACGGCGUCAUGGACACGAGGUUCUACAAGCAGUACAGCUCCGACGACGCGGGUUACGUCAAGAACGUAGCUGGUAAAAACGGAAACGACAGCAGCGGCGUCGCUGACCAAUUCACAGCACAUAAAAGCACAGAAAGACGUAACGGAUCACAACCGGACGCUCAGCCCCACAAAGCAGGUCGUCAAUUUAGGAUGCGUUGCACCCCAGUUGCGAGGGAAGCCGCGGAGGGGGAAGAAGUCGCCAAAGUUCUGGAGAAUAAGUUCUUCUUUUGUGACGGAGAUGAUAUAGACGAGGUGUUGGAUGGGGCCAGAUUUAUAGAAGAUUUAGAAGACGCAGAAGAUCAUCAAAGACAGGCUGGCCCUUACCAGGAUAAUGAAAGGAUUAGAAAGUCGUGCGAUGAAAGGGAGAGAGAAGACGACAGCGGAAUGACAAAAAAUUAUACCAUACCGGCCAACAGAAAAUGCGAGGCAACCCAUAUACAGGAGGAGAGACACGGAAAAAGACGAGGGAGAAGGCCAGCGGGACAGGACGUUGAACAAAUGACCUCUGGGGUUAAAAGUUGCGCAACCAACAAAAAUGAGCGAGUGAAGACGUCGUCCAAGGAAGGCAGAAAGGCUCCUGUGCGGACCAAAGCCAAAUCCAGCAAGCAACAGCCGACCCCUCGUAAUUCUCAUGGCCAAGCACCGAUAAACAAUCAGAAGGCUCAACCUCGAAGAGAGCCCGCUUCUGUUGCCAGACCCGACGCUUCGAGUAACAUCCAGGAGAGCGAGCCCAGGGUCGUCAAGCCGUCCCCGGCUGUCCGUCACACGCCCGAGCAAGAGAAAAUGCCGCCUGAGGAGAGCCAAAGCCAGCCACAGAAACUCCAGCAGGAAGAGAAACCAAGCCCACCUGUAAUGCAGGAGCAAGUUCCCGAGCAACCGAGAAGGCCUCAAAGUCCAGAUCUCCACCCAGAUGACGAGAGCGGCUCCCCUAAGAAAACACAAGAAGCUGCUUUCUUUCCCAGUUUUGAAGACGUCCCAGGUCCCUGUGAGCCAGAAGAUCUUAUUGAUGGGAUUAUCUUUGCCGCUAACUACCUUGGCUGCACUCAAGUGCUGUCUGACAAGAAUCCAUCCAAGACAGUUCGCAUGUCGCAGGCCCAUGAAGCCGUCAGUCGUAUUAAGAGCCAAGAUGAAAUGAUGAUGACUGAAGUCGACCUGUUUAUCUCCACCAAAACGGUCAAGGUGCUCAACGCCGACACACAGGACACAAUGAUGGACAGCGCUUUGCGAACCAUCUCUUAUAUCGCUGACAUCGGCAGCAUUGUGGUUCUGAUGGCACGCAGGCGUUUGUCUCCGACGUCGACUGAGGAUUUUUCGGAAUCUGUGGAGUCCGGCGGCGAAGGGACCAGUCAGUACGGCAUGAUCUGCUACGUCUUUGAAUCCGAGGACGCCCAGCUCAUCGCGCAAUCCAUCGGUCAGGCCUUCAGCGUGGCCUACAGAGAAUUCCUGAGAGCCAACGGCAUCAAUCCGACAGAUUUAAGUCAAAAACAAUACAGCGACAUCAUCAACUCACAGGAAAUGUACCACGACGACCUCAUCCAUUUCUCCAACUCGGAUAACUGUAAAGAGGUGUGGGUGGAGAAGCAGAAAGGGGAGAACCUCGGGGUGGUGAUUGUGGAAUCGGGCUGGGGUUCCAUUUUGCCCACGGUGAUCCUCGCCGGAAUGCUGAACAGCGGUCCAGCGGCACGCUCUGGCAAACUCAGCGUUGGCGAUCAGAUUAUGUCCAUCAAUGACACCAGCCUGGUUGGGCUUCCUCUCGCCACCUGUCAGGGUAUCAUCAAGGGUUUGAAGCAACAGGUGAAAGUAAAGAUGAGUAUUGUAAGCUGCCCUCCUGUCACCACCGUCCUCAUCAAGCGACCAGAUCUUAAAUUCCAGCUCGGCUUCAGUGUUCAAAAUGGCAUAAUCUGCAGCCUGAUGCGAGGCGGGAUCGCCGAGAGAGGCGGGGUUCGCGUAGGCCAUCGAAUCAUAGAGAUAAACGGUCAAAGCGUGGUUGCUAUGCCGCAUGAAAAAAUCGUGCAGACUCUGUCCGUGUCGGUGGGUGAGAUCAACAUGAAGACAAUGCCGGCCGUCAUGUUCAGACUGCUCACCGGACAGGAGACGCCAUCCUACAUUUGAAGACGCAACGAGUUAUAUUUUGAUCAUUUCUUCAUAUCAUUUAGGGGCCUCUCAUUGCAC